Molecule: messenger RNA, 4285 nt
Organism: Bombina bombina (fire-bellied toad)
Lineage: Eukaryota; Metazoa; Chordata; Amphibia; Anura; Bombinatoridae
Gene: PFKL
Product: phosphofructokinase, liver type
Exons: 22
Coding region: 135-2477 (780 amino acids)
Biological process (GO): fructose 1,6-bisphosphate metabolic process; fructose 6-phosphate metabolic process; canonical glycolysis
Cellular component (GO): 6-phosphofructokinase complex; cytoplasm; membrane
Molecular function (GO): 6-phosphofructokinase activity; AMP binding; ATP binding
Source: RefSeq, a predicted model, not a curated record
UCUUAGACUGGAGGGGUUGAAGGUCGAUGCAGAAGGAAACGGUGCUCUGCACGUACAUCACGGGUUUCUAAGCUUUCGGUAUACGGGAUCAAGCUGGCAAGAAAGACUGGUCGUCCUGAGUGAAAUCCGGAAACAUGUCGGCUGUGGAUUUGGAAAAACUACGGAUGUCAGGAGCAGGGAAGGCUAUAGCUGUACUUACUAGCGGGGAGAUGGCACAAGGAAUGAAUGCAGCUGUUCGUGCUGUUACUCGUAUGGGAAUUUACGUUGGGGCUAAAGUUUUCCUGAUAUAUGAGGGUUAUGAAGGACUUGUUGCUGGAGGAGACUGUAUUAAGCAAGCAGAUUGGCUUAGUGUAUCGAAUAUAAUCCAGCUGGGCGGCACUAUCAUUGGCAGUGCACGGUGCAAAGCUUUUACAACUAGAGAAGGACGGUUGUCUGCAGCUAAUAAUCUUGUUCAACAUGGAAUCACAAAUCUGUGUGUCAUAGGUGGUGAUGGCAGUCUAACUGGUGCCAACAUCUUCCGCAAAGAAUGGGGAAGUUUGCUUGAAGAUUUGGUUAAAGAAGAAAAAAUCACAGCAGAUACUGCUAAGAAGUAUUCACAUUUAAAUAUUGUUGGACUUGUGGGCUCCAUUGACAAUGACUUCUGUGGAACAGAUAUGACAAUUGGAACAGAUUCUGCUCUCCAUAGAAUUAUGGAAGUUAUAGAUGCAAUAACUACUACUGCCCAGAGCCACCAAAGGACUUUUGUGCUGGAGGUGAUGGGAAGGCAUUGUGGGUAUUUGGCUUUGGUGUCUGCCUUGGCAUCUGGAGCGGAUUGGCUAUUUAUUCCAGAGAGUCCUCCUGAUGAGGGCUGGGAAGACUUCAUGUGUGAGAGGCUUGGAGAGACAAGAAGUAGAGGUUCCAGACUGAACAUCAUCAUUAUUGCAGAAGGUGCUAUUGAUCGAAAUGGGCAGUUGAUUUCCUCUAACUAUGUUAAAGAUCUAGUGGUUCAGCGUUUAGGAUAUGAUACCCGUGUGACCGUUCUUGGUCAUGUGCAGCGAGGAGGCACGCCAUCUGCUUUUGACCGUGUAUUGAGUAGUAAAAUGGGCAUGGAAGCCGUAAUAGCAUUGCUUGAGGCUACACCUGCUACUCCAGCUUGUGUAGUGAGUCUGUCUGGCAACCAGUCAGUCAGACUGCCCCUGAUGGAAUGCGUUCAAGUGACAAAAGAUGUGCAAAAGGCAAUGGAUGAGAAAAGAUUUGAGGAGUCCAUUCAGUUAAGAGGAAGGAGUUUUGAAAAUAAUUGGAAAAUUUAUAAGCUCCUUUCUCACAAGAAGCCACCAGGAUUUAAGAGCAAUUUCAGUUUGGGCAUAUUAAAUGUCGGCGCACCAGCUGCUGGAAUGAAUGCGGCCGUGAGAUCUGCUGUAAGAAUUGGCAUCUCUGAGGGCCACACAGUGUAUGUUGUGAAUGAUGGAUUUGAAGGCUUGGCAAAUGGACAGAUAAAAGAAGUAGAAUGGCAUGAUGUUGCAGGCUGGCUCGGACGUGGUGGCUCCAUGUUAGGAACAAAACGAACACUCCCAAAGACCUGCAUGGCUAAGAUUGUCGAUAACAUUCGGAAAUAUAACAUACAUGCUCUUCUAGUUAUUGGUGGAUUUGAGGCUUAUGAAGGGGUAUUGCAGUUGGUUGAGGCACGGGGACAGUAUGAGGAACUUUGCAUUGUUAUGUGUGUGAUUCCUGCUACCAUCAGUAACAAUGUUCCUGGGACUGACUUCAGCAUCGGCUCAGACACUGCUGUCAACGCUGCCAUGGAGAGUUGUGACCGCAUCAAGCAAUCGGCUUCUGGAACAAAGCGCAGAGUGUUCAUUGUGGAGACAAUGGGAGGCUACUGUGGCUAUCUGGCUACUGUGACAGGAAUCGCUGUCGGUGCAGAUGCUGCUUAUAUAUUUGAGGAUCCAUUCAACAUUCAGGAUUUAAAAUCAAACGUGGAGCACUUGAGAGACAAAAUGAUGACCGAUAUACAAAGAGGACUUGUGCUCAGGAAUGAAAAAUCUCAUAACCACUAUACCACAGAAUUUCUGUACAAUCUUUACUCUGCUGAGGGAAAAGGCAUUUUUGACUGCAGGACGAAUGUUCUUGGACACUUGCAGCAGGGUGGUGCUCCAACUCCAUUUGAUCGCAAUUAUAGUACAAAGCUAGGAGUUAAGUCUGUGCUGUGGAUUUCUGAAAAACUACGAGAGGCCUAUCGUCGAGGUCGUGUGUUUGCCAAUUCUUCAGAUUCUGCCUGUGUUAUAGGUCUCAAAAAGAAAGUGGUUGCCUUUAGUCCAGUUGAAGAACUGAAAAAAGUAACUGAUUUUGAACACCGAAUGCCCAAGGAGCAAUGGUGGCUGAACUUUCAGCUGAUGUUGAAGAUGCUGGCUAACUAUCAAAUCAACUUUACCGAAUAUGUUUCAGGAAAGAUAGAACACGUUACCCGUAGAACCCUUAGUAUAGAAAAGGGAUUCUAAACCUAAUAUCAUGAAAAGAGUUUUUAUAAACUGUUAAAGUGUUUUAGGUAAGCGAUCUAUGUGAAAGGCCUUUUUAGCCAUAAAACAGCUGUACCGAAAACUACAAUGAUCUCUCUUUGUAUAGAAUAAACUAUAUUUUAUACAUGCUUAAAGGAACACAGUGUUCUAUUAAAAAAAAAAAAAAAAUUAAUCCGUUUGAAAGGGCAACAUUCCAAAAAUGGGCCGGCUCCUAAGCUUUACAUUCCUGCUUUUCAAAUAAAGAUAGCAAGAGAAUGAAGAAAAAAGGAACACUGUGUACUAUUAAAAAAAAAAUUCAUCCGUUUGAAAGGGCAACAUUCCAAAAAUGGGCUGGCUCCUAAGCUUUACAUUCCUGCUUUUCAAAUAAAGAUAGCAAGAGAAUGAAGAAAAUGUGAUAAUAGGAGUAAAUUAGAAAGUUGCUUAAAAUGGCUUGCUUAAUCAUGAAAGAUAAACAUUUGAGUUUAGUAUCCCUUUAAUGAAGAAACAAAAAACACUGUUUUAGAUGCUUCUCUUUCAUAUGGAUCAAAGAAAAUGUUGUAUCACUUUAAAUGGCGUUAACAUUUCAUAUCAACAUUUAGUUUUUUUUGUACAUUCUGCCAAUACUGAGAAAAAAAUAAUAGGUGUAUUUAUAAAUGAAUAUAGUUGAUAAAAUGUUAAUCACAGGAUUAUAAAUUCACACACAUAAAAUUGGUGCUGCGUCAUUAAAUAGCAGUCACAUAACAUCUGUAACAAUAUUUUCAUUUACUGUACUGGGGAUAUUUAGUGUUUUUCCUGUACAAUUGUAGUGUUUUGUUUGUUUCAUACUUCAGCUAAUAAGAUUAGGAAAGAGUCUGUCUCUUAUAGCCCCAUCAAUACAAAAUAUGAGCAGUAAUCUGAUUUUCCCUUUUUAAAUCCUGACCACAUCAUUAUUGUAGAGUCAUUUUCCAUAUAUUUCUAUUAAACUUUAUUGGUAAGAAGCAGAUAACGCAAUCUUUAGUAAUGUAAAAACUGAUCAUCUAUCUUGUAUUUGCCUUUUGCUAAAGUAUUAAAACACCAUUGCUUAUUCAUGUUAAUUGUUCUCUUUGUAUAUUGGAAGAUCGUUGUUUUGUUUGUUUUAUUUUUUUUCUCGCCAUAACUGACAGUGUUAUUUUAGUAUUAAAGCAUGUUUCCUACAAAAUAGAGGUAUUGUUAUCCCAGCGAAUUAAUCAUUAGAAAAAUAACUUGAUAUUGAUUAAUCUGCAAAUGAAUGAAAUGAAGGAUGUAGCAUCUGCAUCCUAUCCUGUUAGCCAAAAAGUUUUACUAUGUCUGUGAAGUUUAAUGCUCAUAUUUGCAGUAUUUAUAUUAGAUGUUGGAAUGUUGUAUACCAUUUUAUAGAGAAUACUAGGGAAAUGGUUUCGGUCACUGAUGCAAUGAGAAUAUACUGUAAAGUUUCCGGUAUUAAGAAUAAAAUAUGUUCUACUGCAAACUAACAUGUAUAGAUGUAUGAUGCUAUUUGAUUUACUAGCUACAAUCAGAUUUAAUACACAACACGCUCAUAAAAACUGCAGUUUGGGAUAAAUCAACUUUUGUAUAUUUUAUACGACAGCGUCUUCUAUAGUAUUGAAUGUCAUCUGGCUGUGCAUCAUUAUCUAUAAAUAAUCCCUUCUGUCAGACUACCAGUGUACUGUAUAGAAUAGUUACAAACGAAUUUGCAGAGAAUGAAGAUCAUUUUCCCGACAAUGACUUGAGGAACAUGUACUGGAAAACAUUUUACCCUCUUUUUUUAACCUUUAUAUGCUAUUGUUUUCAUAUAAAUAAACAGAUUUUUGUAA